Molecule: messenger RNA, 1281 nt
Organism: Didymodactylos carnosus
Lineage: Eukaryota; Metazoa; Rotifera; Eurotatoria; Philodinida; Philodinidae
Source: the annotation of a GenBank genome assembly
AUGCUAUCUUUUUUUCGGUGUGGUUUAUCGAUGAGUCGUCACUAUUACGCUGAAGGUGAACAAUCUUCAAUCGUCGGAACAUUUGUAGCCAUAGCUGGUCUCCCAUGGGCAUUGCAAUUUGUAUGGGGUCCAUUAAUUGAUCGCUUUCAAGUGUCGAAAAUGGGCCGUCGUCGACCAUGGGUUAUUGUUUCACAAAUAUUUGCCUUCAUAGCAUCGUUGGGUCUUCUACUCGUUAAAAAUCCUCCAACACAAUCUAUCAAAACGUUGAUGACCGCGUUCUUUGUUCAUUCGAUAUUUGCUUCUGUUCAAGAUGCUUCAGUUGAUGCGCAAGCUAUAUCAACAAUACCACAAAGAGAACGGGGACGGAUUAACGGUGUAAUGAGGGGUGGAUUUCUUUUAGGAUCUGCGUUAGGAGCGGCUGGUUUAUCUUUUAUUCUACGUAAACAGGGAUUUUUCUUUGCUGCUGUGAUAAAUUCGUUAUUUUUAUUUGUGUUCACGGUUAUCACAUUCUUUAUUAAAGAGAAAAGUGAUGAUUCUCUAUUUCCUUGGACUCAUAAUCGCCAAAAGAAUCGGCGUCAACAUAUUCUUGAUCAUUCGAUAUUAUGGUUAUUCAAAGAAUUGUUUUCCGGUCUGUUAUCGAUCGAAAGUCUUCGAUUAUUUAUUCCAAUUGUCAUAUGUUAUUCAUCACAGAGUGCAUUCAUUCGUGCUUACAAUAUUCAUUUGAUUAAAGAGUUAAAAUGGACUGAUACUGAUGUAUCAGUGAUGAGUGGUGCUUGGGGCACGUUGAGUGUGGUGUUUAUUGUGCUAAUUGGUGGUUGGUUAGCUGAUCGUACGGGAGCCCGUCGUUUAUUAAUUAUUGUCAUGAGUAUCCAUUCAUUGUAUAUGUGGAUAAUAAAUCUCGUUUCAUCAUAUUGGAUUCGACGAUCAGCGGCCACUGCUGGUCUUAUUCUCUGGAGUCUGAUGGAUCCAAUAUUGAGUACAGCCGCUAUGCCUAUACUUAUGUCACUGUGUCGAUCCCAUGUUGAGGGAGGUCAAUUUACAACAUACAUGUCUUUGAUAAAUUUGUGUGAUCUCUUGGGAGCAUUUAUAAGCGGGCAUAUUCAGCGUCACUUCAAGGCACCCGUCAUCGGUUUGGGAUGUGCUGUGUUGAUUACUAUAGCACUCAUAACAGUCAUAAUUGGCAUUUGGAAAGACAAAAAGAAUAAAUCACGUCAAGUACCAAUGACAUCUGCAUUUACAUGUUCCGGGACCUCCACGGGACAGCAGAUAAAAAUAACAUAA